UUCUCAUAUUUGGAGAAGAACUAUCGUCAUCAAACAUAACAUAGUGUACGUGAUUGAUAAGUACUCGACUUACAAACUUUAUAACUUUCUCACACCCACCCAUAGCACAACCCCACUGCACAAACAGAGCACAAUAAUGGCUUCCUUCAUAAAUCCCUUAAAUCCAAUUCCGCCCGAACUGAGGAAAAUCCAAGGGAUUGACAAACUGAGUCGCCAAAUUGAGAAGGAGGUUCGGAGUCCCAACGUCAAUGAAAAGUCGAGCAACUUGCCCCACCUCCUCUCCAUCCUCAAGUGCAUCCUCCAGUCGCAGGGUCAGAGGCUACCCUCAGCAGUCUUGAAACCUUUCGCCUUCUCCAAAGGGAGGUCGGGUCGUCUGGUGGUAGAUUUGGUGUCGCCUGAUGGGGAUUCGUGGAUUAAAAUUUCAGCCAGGAAUCCCAAGGCACUAAAUCUUCUGGCAGCUGGAGGGGGGAAUUUCGGUCAAAAAUCAAUCGUUGAUCAUGUCCAAGAUUAUUUGAUUUGCGCCAAGGAGAACCCCUGCCUGUUCCGAGUACCAAAGGUGACCGCAGUUUUCACGAGUGGAAUUAGUGAAUCGCUCGCCAUUGAGUUAGAAGCCCUCGGGACAGUUGUCCAGGGAGAAAGGAUUCCGGAUGAACAACUUGAGCUUCAUCCUAGGAUAAGAGUUUACGAGGACAGAAAUAACCUUCAAGGCUUCAGGGACGACCUCCUGCUUGGUGCGGCAGAGGAAGCCACGCUCAGUGCCUCUGUAGAUGAAACGGUCUUGGGGUUUAAAAAUCCCAGCCUUGAUGGGGUCACGAAACUGAAUUUGGACAUUCCAGCAUUCCUUGCUUACGUUUCCAAUUUAACCAACGGACAUUCGAACGUCAAAUUUCCAAAAGCUAUUUUAGCAAACCAGGCAAUAUCAGAAAAUCUUAGGCCACAAAAAGUUAUACUGGAUAAAGUUUUUCAUGGGAGGAAAUUAUACUGCUGUGAAACUGCCUUGAAGGAAUUCCAUGGGAUUUUAUCCACUGUUGGUGGUCCAGCAGAGAAAGAGAGGGCUCGAAACUUUCUCUCAACCGUUACAAUUGUUCCGGACCAGAUGACGGAACGAGUUAAGUCAUUGUGUGUAUCAGGGAACAUUAAAUAUAGAUCGUUGGUGAUUUUCGGAACUGGGGACACUUUAGAAGCAGUGACCGUCACAGCAAAUACGGGAUUUGUACGAUCAGCCAAGACUCAAGGAGUGGAACUUGCAGCAUUUGUACAUGAAUCAAGAGCAUUAACCGAACAAAAGGAAAACAAGGUUAAAAGUAGCAGUAGCAGUUGACAACUUGGAAAAUUUAACUGACGAUCCCUAAAUCCCUGAAUUUUGUAUUAUGGAUUAAUUUUAACUUGUCAUUUACAUAGUCAGCUGUAUACAAAAGUUUGAUAUCUGUCCGUUUGUAAAUAAAUCUUCAGUACAAAA
Molecule: messenger RNA, 1459 nt
Organism: Folsomia candida
Lineage: Eukaryota; Metazoa; Arthropoda; Collembola; Entomobryomorpha; Isotomidae
Product: UPF0415 protein C7orf25 homolog
Exons: 5
Coding region: 137-1321 (394 amino acids)
Source: RefSeq, a predicted model, not a curated record